This is a messenger RNA of Tripterygium wilfordii, 417 nucleotides long. RefSeq lists its product as uncharacterized. The record is from RefSeq and is a predicted model, not a curated record. Bases 1 to 417 code for a protein of 138 amino acids. The transcript has a single exon. Lineage: Eukaryota; Viridiplantae; Streptophyta; Magnoliopsida; Celastrales; Celastraceae.
AUGGAUACAAAUUCUAAAGUGGCAGGUGACAAAGGAGAUCUUCUUGAUGAUCCAAUGCAAUAUAGGAGACUAGUUGCAAAGCUCAUGUACCUGAACUUGACCAGGCCAGACAUCAGUUAUACUAUCAACACUUUAAAUCAGUUCAUGAGAAAUCCAACAACAACCCAUCUGCAAGCAGCUCAAAGGGUUCUCAGAUACCUAAAGGGCACCUUUACUCAGGGCUUAUUAUUUCCUAGCAAGCAACCACAUAAUCUAGAAGCCUACCGUGAUGCAGAUUGGGCAUCAUGCUCAGACACAAGAAGAUCAGUAACAGGAUAUAGCAUAAUGUAUGGAAAAUCUCUUAUUUCUUGGAAAUCGUCCAACAAACAGUUUCAAAAUCAUCAGCAGAAGCUGAAUACAGAUCAAUGGCAGGAGUGA